UAAUAAAGACUGUGAAGUGAUUACAUGAAAUUUCAUGUUAAGAGUAUUACUUCACUUCAUCACAAAACCAAAACUCUUGCUUUGUAAGGGAACUAUAGAGCUAAGAUAAAGAGUCCUUAAACUCCUUUUUGUUUUAUCUUAUUCUCUUUCUUGUGCAGAUCUUGAAGUUGUACUUCAUUGUUAGAUUAAAUCUGCACCAAGAAAUGUUGUUAACUACCAUUGGAUCUGUUCUUUUGUUACUAUUCUCUUGCUCCACAUUUACUUCAAUAGAAGCCUAUGAUCCGUUAGAUCCAAAUGGGAAUAUAACACUCAAAUGGGAUGUCAUUAGUUGGACUCCAGAUGGCUAUGUUGCUGUUGUGACAAUGUACAACUUUCAACAGUAUCGCCACAUUCAAGAACCAGGAUGGACAUUAGGUUGGACAUGGGCAAAAAAAGAAGUAAUUUGGAACAUGAUGGGAAGCCAAACAACAGAACAAGGAGAUUGUUCAAAAUUCAAAGCAGGAAUUCCACAUUGUUGUAAGAAAGAUCCAACAGUAGUUGAUUUGUUGCCAGGAACACCUUAUAACCAACAGAUUGCAAACUGUUGUAAAGGUGGUGUGUUGAAUUCAUGGGCUCAGGAUCCAAACAAUGCAGUGAGUUCUUUUCAGAUAAGUGUUGGUUCUGCUGGAACAACUAAUAAAACAGUUAAAUUGCCAAGAAAUUUCACAUUGAAAGCACCUGGACCUGGUUACACUUGUGGUCCUGCAAAAAUUGUUAGGCCAACUCAAUUUAUCACCAAUGACAAGAGGAGAGUCACACAAGCUUUGAUGACCUGGAACAUUACCUGCACUUAUUCUCAAUUCCUGGCUCAAAAGACUCCAACUUGUUGUGUUUCCCUCUCAUCCUUCUACAAUGACACAAUAGUAGACUGCCCAACUUGCACCUGUGGCUGUCAAAACAAAACACAACCUGACAGCUGUGUAAAUCCAGACUCUCCACAUUUAUCUUCAGUUGUAUCAUCAUCAGGCAAACCUACAAAUACACCUCUAGUCCAAUGUACAAGUCACAUGUGUCCGAUUCGAGUUCAUUGGCAUGUGAAACUCAAUUAUAAAGAGUACUGGAGGAUCAAGAUCACAAUCACAAAUUUCAAUUACAGGAUGAAUUACUCACAAUGGAACCUUGUGGUGCAGCAUCCCAAUUUUGAUAAUCUUACUCAGCUUUUCAGCUUUAAGUACAAGUCACUAACACCCUAUGAGGGCUUAAAUGAUACAGGUAUGCUAUGGGGAGUAAAAUUCUACAAUGAUUUUCUUUCAUCAGCUGCUUCCUAUGGUAAUGUUCAAUCAGAAAUCUUAUUUAGAAAGGACAAAUCAACUUUCACAUUUGAUAAAGGAUGGGCCUUUCCAAGAAGGAUUUAUUUCAAUGGUGAUAAUUGUGUUAUGCCUCCUCCAGAUGCUUACCCUUGGUCACCAAAUGCAACUUCAAAACUAGUUUUCUCUAUACUUAGUACAAUCAUAGCCACUUUAGCUUCUUUUAUAAUAUUAUUAUUGAAUUGAAUUGAUCAUAGAGAAUUAUUUAUCUCUAUGGAGACAUAAAAGUGAACACUUCCCUUCUGCAUCAAAUUGUUUAAAACCACAUUGUGAAAAGUGAUCAAGAGCUAUCAAUGAAGCAAUGAAAAGAGAUGCAAGUGGAUGAAUACUUGGCACAAGAAUUCUAUUAUGUUAUUUAUUUUAAGGGUUUGUUUUUUUACCUUCAUUUAUGUAACAUAGUUUCUAUAUUUUGUAUUGUAUAAUUAUCUUAUGUUACUUGUUUGGAUAAUUAUUUUUUCCCAAUCAUAGAUUAUCAAAUUUGUUUUUUUA
Messenger RNA from Cicer arietinum (chickpea), 1835 nucleotides. Its product is annotated as protein COBRA-like. Gene Ontology annotation, cellular component: plasma membrane. NCBI's taxonomy places the organism in Eukaryota, Viridiplantae, Streptophyta, Magnoliopsida, Fabales, Fabaceae. Gene Ontology annotation, biological process: cellulose microfibril organization; plant-type cell wall cellulose biosynthetic process. The record is from RefSeq and is a predicted model, not a curated record.